Trichobilharzia regenti is the source of this 642-nucleotide messenger RNA. The record is from the annotation of a GenBank genome assembly. Lineage: Eukaryota; Metazoa; Platyhelminthes; Trematoda; Strigeidida; Schistosomatidae.
AUGAGUGCUAAUAUUAUCGAAAAUGAUGACUGUGAGCACGUAGACAAUAUACUAAAUGAAUCUGUUUCAAUUGCACAACUUUUUGAGCUGGCAUACAAUUCCAUUAUAAACAACAGUUAUAGUUGUCUGAAGAGUAUAGUAACACAUCCACAGUUUGAUUUGUACAAACCUUUUGAAGCUGAUGGAUUUAAUCUGCCAAUUUUGCACCAUGCAAUCCGCCUGAAGAAUCUUCUUGCAUGCGAACUUUUAUUUGAAGUUGGUGCAAAUCCAUUGGUUUGUAAUGGUCAUUGCUGUGAAAAGAAUAGCAAGGAUGUAACAUGUGAAGAUGCUGUACAGCUCGCUUUUAAUUUUGCCUCGAGUUCAGAUUGUCAAAAUGCUGUAGCACUUUUAGUUCAAACAUACCUGCAUGCACUAAUUACAAAUAUUGUAAAGGCUUGUGAAAAUGGUGACAUCGAUUCGCUGGAACAAUUAUUACCAUCAAAUUUACGUAUUCAUUGUACUCUAAGACUGCUUGUUAGUAGAGAAUUUCAGGAGAAUACUCUCCCCGGAGGACACAAUCAUCUAAUCUACAGUCCUUAUCCAGUAAUAAUAAUAAUACUAAGCAAGAUAAACAUUCCUCUCACCCACCAAUUAUUACCUUGA